UAAAUCUUAUGUCAACUUAUUAAGUCAAAUCUGAAAUCAACUUUCUCGACGUUGCCGGUUGUUUGCCUUAAAAUAAAGUAUUUCUAAGAUAAAAUGUUUACCGACAAAGUCGUUAUAAUAACUGGAGCCAGUUCUGGAAUUGGUGCAGAAACUGCUGUUGAAUUCGCAAAACUUAACGCCAAGCUAGUUCUUACUGGAAGAAACAAAGAAAAUCUAGGGAAAGUCGCUAAACAAUGUGAAGAGGGCUCUAAAAGUAAUCAAACACCUUUGGUGAUUAUUGCUGAUAUGAACGUGGAUGCCGACGUAGACAAUAUUAUAAAAAGUACAAUAGAUAAAUUUGGCAGACUAGAUGUUCUGGUAAAUAAUGCUGGGAUUCUAGAAAGCGGAUCGAUAGAAACAACUAGUUUGGCGCAGUACGAUAGAGUGAUGAACACAAAUGUUAGGGGGCCAUAUUAUUUGACUAUGUUAGCGGUUCCACAUCUGAUUAAAACUAAAGGAUCAGUGGUGAAUGUAUCAAGCGUUACUGGUCUCAGGUCAUUCCCAAAUGUUUUAGCGUAUUGUAUGUCGAAAUCUGCUCUCGAUCAGUUUACAAGAUGCAUCUCACUGGAGUUAGGUCUGAAAGGUGUGAGAGUUAACGCUGUAAAUCCAGGUGUAAUAUCAACUGGUAUACAUAUGAAAUCCAGCAUGAACGAAGAGCAAUACAAAGAGUUCUUGAAGAAAUGUGCUGACACCCAUGCUUUGGGCCGAGCUGGUGAGAGCAAAGAAGUUGCUUCUGUUAUAAUAUUCUUAGCCAGCGAUGCAGCCAGUAAUAUUACAGGUGCUACAAUACCAGUAGACGGUGGUCGUCAUGCGAUGUGUCCUCGUUAAAAAAAUAAACAAUAUUGUCAUUGGUUUCAAAAAUAAAAUUAUUCAGAUGUUA
Messenger RNA from Papilio polytes (common Mormon), 919 nucleotides. RefSeq lists its product as uncharacterized. Bases 94 to 867 code for a protein of 257 amino acids. The transcript has 2 exons. The record is from RefSeq and is a predicted model, not a curated record. Gene Ontology annotation, molecular function: oxidoreductase activity. NCBI's taxonomy places the organism in Eukaryota, Metazoa, Arthropoda, Insecta, Lepidoptera, Papilionidae.